Molecule: messenger RNA, 921 nt
Organism: Mirounga angustirostris (Northern elephant seal)
Lineage: Eukaryota; Metazoa; Chordata; Mammalia; Carnivora; Phocidae
Product: olfactory receptor-like protein HbT3
Biological process (GO): sensory perception of smell; G protein-coupled receptor signaling pathway
Cellular component (GO): membrane
Molecular function (GO): odorant binding; olfactory receptor activity
Source: RefSeq, a predicted model, not a curated record
AUGACAUCAGGGCAGAAUCACACCAUGCUGAUGAGAUUCAUCCUGCUGGGCCUCACAGACCAGGCCGACCAAAAACAUCUCUUUGGCGUCUUCCUGCUGAUCUACGCUGUGACACCAGUGGGCAACCUGGGCAUGAUAGACCUGAUCCGUACCAGCUCCUCCCUCCACACCCCCAUGUACUUCCUCCUGAGCGUGCUCCCCUUCCUAGACAUCUGCAAUUCCUCCAUGUUCACCCCCAGGCUGCUGACCAGCUUCCUCACCGUGGACCAGUCCAUCUCGUUUGCAGGCUCUGUGGUCCAGAUGGCCUUCAUGAUCCUCCAUGGCACAGGGGAGUGCCUGCUCUUGGCCAUCAUGGCCUAUGGCCAAUUUGUGGCCAUCUGCUACCCUCUCCUCUACCACACCAUCAUGUCCAAGUGCUUGUGCAUCCAGCUGGUGGUGGGCUCCUAUGCUGUGGGGGUGUCCAUUUCAGCUGUGCAGACAGGGAAUGCCUUCAUCUUGCCCUACUGUGGUCCCAACAUCAUUGAUCACUUCUUCUGUGAUCCCCCCGUGCUCCACCUGGCCUGCUCAGACACCACUGUAGCCAACGUCAUCCUGCUCUUCUUUUCUGCUUUGGUUACUGUCCCCAUGGUGUCAGGCAUCUUGGUCUCUUACACCUACAUCCUGAUCACUAUCUGUAGGAUGAGGUCCCUGGAGGCCCAGAGCAAAGCUUUCUCCACUUGUGCCUCCCACCUCACUGUCCUCUCCCUCCUCUACGGGUCUAUGUUCUUUGUAUAUGUCCAACCCAACCCAGAAAGGGCUUCAGCCUAUAACAAGGCCCUCUCUGUGCUCUACACCAUUGUGAUCCCCAUGCUGAACCCCCUGGUCUGCAGCCUAGGAAUAAAGGUGUCAAGGCCGCUGUACGAAUUAGGGUUCUUAACUUAA